Molecule: messenger RNA, 1429 nt
Organism: Osmia bicornis bicornis
Lineage: Eukaryota; Metazoa; Arthropoda; Insecta; Hymenoptera; Megachilidae
Gene: Chd64
Product: myophilin
Exons: 5
Coding region: 145-711 (188 amino acids)
Molecular function (GO): protein binding
Source: RefSeq, a predicted model, not a curated record
CGAAAACUCAAUACUCAGCCAGUCUCGAGGCGACCAAUAAGCGUCGGAAGGACUCUCGCCGAUCGGCACACGGUUCCCGAGCGCGUCAGUCGAGCCGCGACCGUUGAACAGUUUUUACCGGCGAAGACAGUCAAGGAUCACACCAUGGCUAGUAACAGGGCGACCAAGUCAGGAUUCGCAGCUGAGGCACAAAGAAAGAUCAACAGUAAAUACAGCGAGGAGCUGGCGCAGGAAUGUUUGGAAUGGAUCAAGACGAUCACUGGCGAAAAUAUAAACACCACCGGGGACAUGGACAACUUCUAUGAAACGUUGAAGGACGGAGUCCUUCUUUGCAAGCUGGUGAACGAUAUCAAGGAUGGAUCAGUGAAGAAAAUUAAUAAAACUACUCUAGCUUUCAAGUGCAUGGAAAAUAUUAACGCCUUCCUUGAAGCUGCAAGAGCGUUAGGUGUACCCGCCCAGGAAACUUUCCAGACUGUUGAUCUAUGGGAGAGACAGAAUCUUAAUUCAGUUGUAAUUUGCUUACAGUCUCUUGGUAGAAAGGCGGGUAAUUUUGGUAAACCAAGUAUCGGACCAAAGGAAGCGGACAAAAAUGUCCGCAACUUCACCGAGGAACAAUUAAGGGCUGGACAGGGUGUGAUUAGCCUACAGUAUGGUAGCAAUAAGGGUGCCAAUCAGAGUGGCAUUAAUUUUGGGAACACUAGACAUAUGUAAAUCCGUUCAUCGAAUAAUUCAGUUUCACUCAUUGCUCUUAUUUACUUUAAUCUUUAUGAUGAGCUAGACUUAUGAAGAAAAUUUUGUUGUACAACAAUCCUUCUCGUUGUGGUCCAACUUAAUUCUAAAUGGUGCACAAAAUGCAUCCUCCGAAUUGUUAGAGGAUAAACCAGAUGACUUUAUAUUGCAUUUAAGAUAGAAUUAGCACGGUACGUUGUCAAAUUUUUAUACCUUCUCGGAUAAAUGAGCAGUUUCACAAUUAUAUUUAUGCUCAAUAAUAAAAUUCGAAAGUACACCUUAGACAACAAUACGCACGCGGUUGAUGUAUUGUGAAUUGUUAAAAAUACCGAUCGAUACUUUAACAAGAGAACAAUUUAUUUACAAAUAUAAAAAAAACAAAGGUAUAUUGUUAUGCCAGGUGGCUACGUAUUUGUUAAAUAUUACAAAUAGAUUAUAAAACAGAGUUACUCGUUCGACUUGCUACUCUGUUACUGUUACUAUGAAAUCCCUUACGAGUUACAGUGUAACCAAAUUAUACUUUAAAAUGAAAUUCAUGUUGCACGUGAGACGAUAAUUAUUAUAAUUAUUGUAUAAUGAUAAAUGAUAUAUAAUUACAUUAAGUAUUUUGUACAAAUAUUUUUUGAUGAUUAUAAAAAAUAAUUUUUCAUAAUGUAUUGAUAACAUGAGUUAAUAAACAACCAACAAGUCAAAAAUUAAA